AGCGUCGCUGGAAUGUGCGUGAACCUUUCGAAGCAUCAUCUGCGUCACUCUCGCGUCCGUGGGAGCUUCGUGCAGCUCCUUUUCAGCACUUUUGGAAAAGGCAGUGCUGUCCCUGUGCUCGCGCGUGAGCGUGCUGGCUUUUAACGAGAUGGCCUUGCAGUCGUUCCCUCGCGCUGGGUUUAAAGCAGCUCUAAGUGACCAUAACGUCACACAUGACUCACACUGAUCGUCUCCUCUUCUCGCUGCUCGCCUGAAGCGCCGGAGAGAAAGUGCGUGCGAGAAACUUUGCAGAGACAGAAAAGCGGCGAUUGCGCUAAUGAUGUUUUGGAGUAGCAGCAUAAGAGCUCGUGAACUCUCUGUGGCUUGGUGACGGGCGUUGGGGGGAUCCGGCUGAACCCUCACCACUCCCCUCCUCUGGGCCACUGCAACACCCCCAGCGGAAUCACGGACUGUGUGCGUUUUGGGAAUUUCUGAUGUGCGGCUCGAAAGUAGCGUUCAACGCUCUGAGGGUUUUCAGCAGGGCAGGGCGCGCAUGACAUCGGGAUAAUCCCCCUGAGGAAAAAAGGAUAUAGACCCGAGGCUGCACCCAGGCGUGAUUUAUCUGAGGACGUCCCGCCACAAAUGGCCACUGCUCCCCCGCUCCGCCCCGUGGCCAGGAUGGAGAGCUGUGCUGUCGAUAGGAUGCAACCUGAUGAAUAGCACGUCUCACAGGGUGAAGAUGUUGCCUGGCCGUGUGUAGCAAAUCGAUGAGGGAAUACUUGCCAUGCGAAGAGCUGCUGAGUGUUUUGACACCCCUGUGUUCUGAAGGCCCAGCCACUUGGCUUCAAUCACAGCCAUCCCGCAAGUGGAUAUUAUAAACUAGCACUGCUGCUGCUGGGUGUUGGCGGGGGUGGGGGGGUUUAGCGCACCAAUAGGUGGUGCGGCGGAAAAGGAAUCAUGCUCCUGCAGCGGCCUAGCAGGUUCCGCGGUGGCUGGAGAGCCGUGCAGCCGCGACCCGGCCUCAGCGCCGUUCUUGACCUGCCAUCCCUGCUUUGGCUGCUGGGCCUGGCUCUGCAGGCCUUACCGGCUGCCUCGCAGAAGCUGGACGAGACGGACCCAGUGGUCACCACGACCUACGGCAAGCUAAGGGGCUUCAAAAAAGAACUCAACAAUGAGAUCCUAGGACCUGUCAUCCAGUUUCUGGGCGUGCCCUACGCAGCACCCCCUAUUGGGGAGAGGCGCUUCCAGCCCCCCGAGCCACCUGUUUCUUGGCCGGACAUCCGGAACGCCACUCAAUUUGCCCCGGUCUGCCCACAGACUAUUUUAGAGGGCAGAUUGCCGGAUGUCAUGCUUCCAGUAUGGUUCACCAACAGCUUGGAGGUGGUGUCAUCCUAUGUACAGGACCAGAGUGAGGACUGUCUUUUCUUAAACAUCUACGUGCCCACUGAGGAUGUCAAAAGAAUAUCCAAGGAAUGUGCCAGGAAACCCGGCAAGAAAAUAUGUAGAAAAGGAGGUCCUCUUACAAAGAAACAGAAUGAUGAUUUAGGUGAUAAUGACGGUGCAGAGGAUGAAGACAUUCGUGAAAGUGGGAGUCCCAAGCCGGUGAUGGUAUUCAUCCAUGGAGGAUCUUAUAUGGAAGGCACAGGAAAUAUGUUUGACGGCAGCAUCUUGGCCAGUUAUGGCAACGUCAUUGUCAUAACCCUGAACUACCGGCUCGGCGUGCUAGGUUUUUUAAGCACAGGAGACCAGGCGGCCAAAGGGAACUAUGGGCUCCUAGAUCUAAUCCAAGCAUUGCGCUGGACUAGUGAAAACAUCGGCUUCUUUGGCGGUGACCCUUUACGCAUUACUGUUUUUGGAUCUGGGGCCGGGGCCUCUUGUGUGAACCUCCUCACUCUGUCCCAUUAUUCUGAAGGUAACCGCUGGAGCAAUUCAACCAAAGGUCUCUUCCAGAGAGCUAUUGCCCAGAGUGGUACAGCCCUGUCCAGCUGGGCUGUCAGUUUCCAGCCUGCUAAGUACGCCCGCAUGCUGGCCAAAAAGGUGGGCUGCAACUUCAAAGACACAGUGGACCUGGUGGAGUGUCUACAGAAGAAGCACUACAAGGAGCUUGUGGAGCAGGACAUCCAGCCUGCACGCUACCACAUCGCCUUUGGUCCUGUCAUUGAUGGCGAUGUCAUCCCUGAUGACCCGCAGAUCCUCAUGGAGCAAGGGGAGUUCCUGAACUAUGACAUCAUGCUGGGGGUCAACCAGGGCGAGGGCUUGAAGUUUGUCGAGCUCAUCGUGGAUAAUGAGAACGGUGUUCAGGCUAAUGACUUUGACUACGCCGUGUCGAGUUUUGUGGACGACCUGUAUGGCUACCCUGAGGGCAAGGAUAUCCUGCGAGAGACGAUUAAGUUCAUGUACACCGACUGGGCUGACCGUCACAAUCCAGAGACCAGGAGGAAGACACUGCUUGCUCUUUUUACUGAUCACCAGUGGGUGGCACCCGCAGUGGCCACGGCAGACCUACACUCCAGCUUUGGAUCUCCCACUUAUUUCUACGCCUUUUACCACCACUGCCAGACGGAGCAGGUGCCACCCUGGGCAGAUGCAGCACACGGAGACGAGAUCCCCUAUGUUUUCGGCUUGCCAAUGAUUGGACCCACCGAGCUCUUCCCCUGCAACUUUUCCAAGAAUGAUGUGAUGCUCAGUGCUGUAGUGAUGACGUACUGGACCAACUUUGCCAAAACUGGCGACCCCAACCAACCAGUGCCACAGGACACCAAGUUUAUCCACACUAAGCCCAACCGCUUUGAGGAAGUGGCCUGGACACGCUACAACCAGAAAGACCAGCUCUACCUUCACAUUGGCCUCAAGCCCAGAGUGAAAGAGCACUAUCGCGCCAACAAGGUCAACCUGUGGCUGGAGCUGGUUCCCCACCUGCAUAGCCUCAACGAGGUCACCCAGAUCAUCUCCACCACCACCAAGGUUCCACCAGCAGAGGUCACACCACGUGCCCCCAAGAAGAUUCCAGCCAACACCAAGCGUCCCUUCCCCACGCCCUUCCCUACUGAAACACAGGACAGCCAGAACCAGAACCAAAACCAGCCCUUCCUGGUGGACCAGCGGGAUUACUCUACAGAGCUGAGCGUGACCAUCGCCGUGGGUGCCUCACUGCUCUUUCUCAACAUCCUGGCCUUUGCCGCGCUUUACUACAAGAAGGACAAGCGGCGACAUGAGGUGCACCGGCGCUGCAGCCCACAGCGCACCACGGCCAACGAGCUGCCCCACACGCAAGAGGAGGAGAUCAUGUCCCUGCAGAUGAAGCACAGCGGACUUGAGCGAGAGUGUCGUGAGGCCAUGCACCCGCAUGAGGUGGUCCUCAGGACUGCCUGCCCGCCCGACUACACGUUGGCCAUGCGCCGCUCACCUGAUGACAUCCCACUCAUGACCCCCAACACCAUCACCAUGAUCCCCAACAGCAUGCCCGGUCUCAGCUCACUGCACCCCUUCAACAGCUACCCCAGUGGACAGAACAACACACUGCCUCACCCACACCCUCACUCACAUUCUACCACCAGAGUAUAGCCUCAUACGUGCGUGGCGCCGCUUUCAAGCACACCCAACUACACACAGAUAGACACACCUGGACAAUACACACACUCACCCACAGGCAUACCGUACAAGCCCGCGGAUUUCUUGGGGAAUAUGUGUGCGCUUGCUGUUUCGAGGAACAUGUGGAAUAUGGCACAGGGUUUUUUUGAGCUCCCUGGGAGGAAAACUAUCAUUUUCUAUUAGAAAAAAAGGAAAUGAGAAAAUGUGGGAAACAUUUCAAAUCUAAUGAAAAACAGAGAUGGAUGUCUUUUUUUUCUUUUUAGUCCUGCUGUUGUGACGAAGCCAGGCCCAUUUCCUGGCAAACAGUUAUCACUCCAGGUUGCUUGGAACGAUGGCUUGAUUCAGUUACCCAGGGAGGAAACAGCAGCAGCAGCGGUGGAGAUGGUGUGUGGGAGGCCCCUUUGUAAAUGAAAGAAAGCAUAUUGUUUUCCUGAGGCAUCGGAUUGUAGAUUACUCUCUCUAGAGCAGAGAGGAGAUGCUGCUUACCUAAUUUAGGCAUGUGUUCUCCUAAGGAUGGAGGCAUUGUAAGAUACGGAAUAAAACAUGAACGGAGAAAAAGAGGAGGCCAAGAACUCCUCGAAAAUAUGCACAAUAGAGACAUUCACCAAAUGUCUUGGAAUCUUUUUGUCAGUUUAUUUUUUGGGAACAAUUUUAUUGUAUAGAAUCUAUUUACAUAUCUAGAUAUGUACACAAAGCACCAAUGCUGUUUAAGCCCUGACUGCAGGGUGUCAGUACUGGAAAAAUCUGCCAGCAGGUCAUAUAGCGAGUGGGAAGUUCACUGUUUUUUCUGGCAGAUACAGCUUCAUCACACAAGUGCUGUCUAUUUGGAGAACUGGCGGACAAAUAAAAAAGGGAAGCUGGAUAUUUUUAGCACGAAGCGCAUGACAAUUUAUCUGCUUGGUGGCUGUUCUGCUGAUUAAGUCAUUAUUAAAAAAAAAAAAAAGAAGAAGAAUUUUCAUCCCCAUUGGAUUUGUUUGAGGAAAACUGCUCUGAAUGGCCCACAAACCUACCGAAAUUGGAAUACAGUGACAAAAGCGAAGGCGGCGGGUCCUGAUUGGAUGUGGGGAAGGGAAAGGGAUGGGUAUAUGCUAAAUAGAGUGCAUUCACAAAUAGCUUGAGUGAACCUGGUUAUAAGGACUAGUUUUGUACAAUGUGUGUUGGUAAAUCUUUUUAAUAGUGGUGAAUCACUUGCUGUUUGAGAUCCCAUGUGUGGGACAUUCAUUGUACUCUUUUUAAUUUGCUCAUUUUGUUCUCAGCUAUUCUACAUUGUUUUUUAUGUUUAUCUGUUUUGUUUGGGUUUUUUUCUUCUCAUCUCUGGCUUAUAGGCAAGGACCACUUUUACCUUACAAAACAACCUGCGUGGUUUAAUUUUCAUUCAUUUCUUUGUCUAACUUAUCAAGAAGUCCCCCCUGCAUAACUGAUGCCCCGGGGCUAGGAAGAAACGAAGACAUGUUGCUGGGAAUCGUUCUGCAUAACUUUAGCACUCUGGUACGAUUGGUUGCGUUGAUUUUUAUAUUUUGUUUUUUUUGCUUGUGCCCUUUAUUAAGUCCAUGCUGUAGCCCUGCUUAAAGACGAAUGCUUAUAAAUUUCUGCCUGUUGCAGGGAGGCUAUCUGCUGAUAGUGUGGAUUCGGAGGCCCUCUCAUCCUACUCCUCCGCAUCAGAUUGCAGCAGGUGCAGAGGUGGCAGUUUAAGGAAGAGGGAAGCCCUUACCAUUUCCAAGCAAGCUAUACUAGUAAAGCAGCCCCCAUCUGCAUCCACAGUACUAGUCAUGGCCCUCUUGCAAGUCUAUGUAAAUUGGCAUUUGUAUCAUUUAGACGUUCGUUUUUGUCCCUGCUAUGGUCAUUGCUGCACAAAACUAGCCAUUUGGCCAUUUCUCUUUCUAUCUCUAUUCAUUUUGUCCCUUUUUCAGCCUCCUCACCAAAUGCAAACAUGUUAUCACCCCGCAGAGAAGGAACCUGUCAAACACAGACAAGAUUUGGGUUUAUCAACAGCUUGAGUUUCAAAGUGCGUUAGAAUUUAGGCUUUACUUCCCCCAGCAAGUUGAACAGACUUUGUAUGGCUAGAGACAAAAAUGCUCUCUUUUCCUUGCUAAUCCUUGUGCUUUGUACGGACCAUCACACCUGGCUGCAUGGCUGGCCGAAGGCAUCACUCAUGGUCAUGCACAAUUCAUUUGAAACUUCAGACGUAUGACUAAGACAGCUCCAACGAGGAGAAAUAAAAGGAAUAUUCCAGCUGAAUCUGCUGAAUCUGUAGCAUAUUUUUGAUUAUGAUAUGUAACUAACAUACAAGUGAUAUAUUUUCCUUUGUAUCAGUAAAAAAAAAAAAAAAAACAGAAACCCAUUGAAUUGAACAACACUUUCGGCAUCUCCCCAUUUGCUUCUAUUAUACGUGUAUUUUAGUCAACAGGUUUUAUGAUUAUGGUCCAUUGUAAACAUCCCAAUGCUACAGAGGCAGCAGAUAGAGAUUUAGGUUGAAAAACACUGGAGUAGACCUUUAAUUAAACAGCUUGUAAGCUGAGAAGUUCAGACAGACAGGAUCUGUUUGAGAAAGUUGCCAUGACACAGUGCAGCGCCGGCGAGAGGCAAGUGGGAGAGGAAAAGAGAAAAGGACAAAGAAAAAGGAAAGAAUUAUGCAGCUCUCUCACCGCCCCGGCGACCUGUGACAUUCUGCGAGUCCCAAACAAGAUGUUCCUGCCUAGAACACGGCCUCCCUGGGGCUGCUCGGCUCCGUGCUGGCCCUGUGUAGCAGGACGGUAAAUACAGCGCAGAAUAAGCCCUCUUCCCCCCAAACGCCAUACCAUUAACUAAAAUCCUUCAGCAUAUCCCCCCUCACUCAAUCAAUACAGGUAUGAAUAUGCAAAGCAGCCCUGCCCUGAGCCCUCAUUCCAAAUGAGGCUCCUUUUCAACAGUGUUAAAAUUUAAUGAGCCGUUCACACAAGGGGCCGCUUUGAGGAUUCUUCCCGUGCAUUUGCAUGUAGGGCCAAGGUGAGAGCUGGGAUACAUCUGUAACCGCAGAGGACUCCUGAAGCGUUUCCUGAACUCCUGAAGUCCCACACACACAUAAGCAACAGGACGAAGCCUCAUGACUGAAUGUAAUACAAUAUUGAGUGCCAUUUAUAAACAGUAACCAAACCACAUAAAUCUGUUUCCUUUUUUAUUUUUAUUUUUUUUUCUUCUUCUUCUGUCUCAGCUUCAAAGGGAUGAUCAAAAAUGCCUGUUCAUAGAGACCAUAUCAGAGGGGAGUUGUAAUGUAGAUUAUUUGUCAUUUUGUCUUUAUUUCUGGUUAAAUAGGAUUUACUCUUCUGGAGCACAAUAAAUGAUUUUAUUAAGCUGAA
Messenger RNA from Pygocentrus nattereri (red-bellied piranha), 6905 nucleotides. It is a transcript of the gene nlgn1, whose product is annotated as neuroligin 1. Lineage: Eukaryota; Metazoa; Chordata; Actinopteri; Characiformes; Serrasalmidae. Gene Ontology annotation, molecular function: signaling receptor activity; neurexin family protein binding. The transcript is spliced from 8 exons. Gene Ontology annotation, cellular component: synapse; postsynaptic specialization membrane; cell surface. Bases 937 to 3543 code for a protein of 868 amino acids. Gene Ontology annotation, biological process: chemical synaptic transmission; presynaptic membrane assembly; synaptic vesicle endocytosis. The record is from RefSeq and is a predicted model, not a curated record.